GGUGUACGGCCCCCGGAAAGAUGUCGCUACUGCGCUCACUGCGCCUCUGUCUGCUCGCGCGGGCCGGGAGCUGCCCAGUGAGGGCUCUUGGCCCAGGCCCGGUUCUGCCUUCCUUGCAGGCGGGACCCCUUCUGCUUCAGUCGCCCCAGCCGUGGCAUACAUUUCACGCUGGGCCCUGGUUGUCCUCCUCGGCUUCCAGCAAGGAGCUCCUCAUGAAGCUGCGGCGGAGAACGGGCUACUCCUUUGUAAACUGCAAGAAGGCUCUGGAGACUUGUGGCGGGGAUCUCAAACAGGCAGAGAGCUGGCUCCACAAACAGGCCCAGAAGGAGGGCUGGAGUAAAGCUGCCAGGCUCCAUGGCAGGAAGACCAAAGAAGGUCUGAUUGGGCUGCUGCAGGAAGGAAACACGACUGUGUUAGUAGAGGUGAACUGUGAGACAGAUUUUGUUUCCAGAAAUUUAAAAUUUCAACAGUUGGUCCAGCAAGUAGCCCUGGGAACCCUGUUGCAUUGUCAGAGCCUAAAGGAUCAACUGUCCACAUAUAGUAAAGGCUUCCUGAAUUCCUCUGAGCUCUCUGAACUUCCAGCUGGGCGUGAGAGAGAAGGCUCUCUCAAGGAUCAGCUCGCCUUGGCAAUUGUUCCUGUGAUGUACUGCAGCCCUUCCUAACUUACCUAAAUUCACUGGCACGUGGGAUUGAAAAGCUUAUGUCGUAAUAAGUAUUUCCAAACUGGGUUUCCUUCUUUCAUUCCCAAUCCCUCUAACUCUCCUAGACUCCCUGCUUGCCAGGUCCUCUCCACAGUCAACAAUUUGAGCUUUUACUUCCCAGACUUUUUUCUUUUAAGUAAACUAUCCUAAAACUCAAGACAACCCAUUCUGCUUCUGUCACAUGACUAAUAUAUUCCCUGUGCCUCACAGAAGAGGGAAAGUAAAAUGGCAGGGCUGGGCCUGGGACAAAGAGUUCAGGGUGCCAGCAGGGGCAGGUGGGCGUGGCCUGUGGGCAGAUCCUCCCCCCCCCCGCCCCCUUCCACACAGACCCAGACAGUGGUGCUGUGGCCGCCCACAGACAGGGGGUGGAGAGGGAGGAAGAGGUAAAGAGAAGUGUGGAUUGUGUACCAUCUCUGUUCGAAGUGUGUCUAGGGUUAUCAAGCACCUACACAUGUCCAUGGCCACACAGGCUUUAAAGAAUGAAAAUUCCUGCCUGGUUCUUGCUCUCAAGGGGCUUGCAAUCUGAUUGAUACACAUCACUGAUGAACGCUCCCAAGAGGCAAAGGAAAAAGGGCGGGCUUGACGAAGUUACAUAGGAUAAAGAGAAAGAAAAAAAAAAGAAAAAACAACCCCACCCAGAAAGGACUAUCUGGGGUUUUGCUAUUUGGAGGCAUAUUGUGCUCGUUAAGAGGAGCAUGUCUGGCCAUUCUUUUCUUAAGCCUUGGUGGAUGAACCCAGAUUUGGAGAGUAUGUGCCAUUAUCUAGUAUGGACGUUGGCAAAAAACAAAAGACAGACAAAAAACUCUCUUUGUCUACUGCUACAGCAGGACUAAAGCAGAGCAGUGACGCGGAGCUGCCAGUGUUUAAGGAUUUAAUUUGAUAAUUGGCACUGCCCCACCCUGUGCUGCUUAGAAUUGCCAGGAAAUAUUUGUUCAGGUUUUCUUCAGACCCUAGAUUUCAGUCAUUAAAGGCAAAUGCUGUGACCCAACUAGGGGAAGGGGACAAGGAAUUCAUUCCUUGGAGAGAGGUAAGAGUAAACCUGGUAAAAGUCAAAAAAGCUGGCACUAAUUGGAACUGAGAGUCCAGAGGCCAAAAGCAGUCCCAUUUUCCAGCAGGGACCUGGCAAUCAAAAUGCUCCCUGGGCCGGGGUCCCCGAAAUGCAGGGGAGGACAUGCUCAAGCAGGGACUUUGCCGUACCGGAACACCCAGAAAAUGUGAUUGGGGGACUGAGCAAAGCCCCCCAAAGCUCACUCUCUCCCUCCCCUCCUCUUCAAGUCCUAAUUUAUCAACUCAGCACCCUUUGAGACCACUGCACAAACCGCUGGGCGGGGUGCAGUUUUGAAAUGCCAGCUUAAAAGCUGGUGGCCCUUAAUUCUUACCAAUACUCCUAGGAACGGACCCCAAGCAGAGGAAGAAGCUGGUUUAAAUUUCUGCCUUGCCCCAUACCAUCUCUUUGAGAUGGGUGAAUCUUUCCAAGCUUUUGAAAGUGUGCCCUAUUGUUUAGUGGUCUCUAAAAAGCACCUUGACUUCUCAGCAGGAAGUUUGCAAAACUGGUCACAAACUCCUGGUUCAACCCUUUAAAAGCCUCAUCCGAGAACACAAAGCCAAGGACAUUUUAAUCUCCUCUUUCGUUUCUUUCUAGUUCAAGUAAAAUUGCUCUAUUGACCUGCAUCCAUAAAGCAAAUAGAACUUACCUUGUCUUCUCUCUCAGCGGUCUUCCCAGUUUUCUGGCGGGUAAGAGGCACUGUUGAGGAACCACCCAAUGCUGGAGGUUCCAGGUCCUGCUGCCUUACCUUAGUAAUGGCUGCGCAUACACUGGGUUAUAUUUGCUUGCGUUUGCAUCCUAACUGCAUUUUCCUAGUCCUGGCCAAUCACAGCCAACCUAGCCGUGGGCUUGACUUAUUCAAACCAGAGAGAAAGCUGUAUCUGUUCCUAUUCAAAACAGCAAAAACAAGAGCAGACUUUUAAAGGCUUCUUUUAACUCCAGCUCCACGCCCUGAUCUAAUUGAUUUUUUAAAAGUGCACAGCCCAUCAAUAAUGCACGAAAGAGGAUGGGAGGAUAUGAAAUUUGCCAUAUUGUAGAUAUGAAUGCAUUACACUGAUGACAGGAAGCAGGGGCUGAGGCUGCCCCCGCCCUCCGCGCGCCUGGGAUGUCCAGGCUGGCAAGCGCCUCCCAAGAAGCUCCUGGGCAUUUCUCAGAGGGGAAGUCGGGGAGAAGGGCCUGGAGUGAGUUAUUAGGUCAUUCUGUUUUGCCCCUUGGGGUCGUAUCAGUCCAGUCAAUAUCUGAGUGCCUACUAUGUGCCAAGAACCACGGUGGGCUCUGAGUUUCAAGCCUCCUAGUUUGGGGAAAUCAGUAAGGGGCACAGAAGGAAGACUCUUAAAUCCCUUGGGGCUUCUGGUUCCUCCCCAGAAGUCAACAGGACACCAAGCGUAUGCUUAUUAAGCACCUGGAUGGCAAUGCGGUUGAUUCCAGGUGGGGGCCAGGGAAGAGCUAAUGUAGCCCGACUUCUGCAACCUUGAGCAAAAUCCCUGUGCUGAGUGCGCGGCUGGUCCCCCAGCUUGGGUGCUCCAGCCUCGUCAUGACAGAGGCGUUUUAAGGGAAGAAGGUGGGGGGUAAGUGCCCGAAUGAACAACAGGAGGGUCAGGAGGCAGUGCCCAUUCACGGAUGGGUUUUUUAAACCCACUUUUAUUCAUUAAUUGUAAGUAGUACAAAUAUUCCAAAAAUAUAAACAGACACUUAAUGGCGUCCUACAUUUCAAGUUUUUGAAUACAAGUUUAUCAAACCAUGAACCUGUAAGCAAGGUAGUCAGAACCCCACAGCCCAGUCACAGCGGGAAGCAGAUCUCCCCCACCCUCCGAACGGUAUCUUGAAGGGGGUUACGUGGCACGACAUGGAACAUGUAAAAUCUGAGAUACUACAAGCAAAGAAGCUCACGGGGCGCAAAGAGGAGGGUCUGCUCCAGGGGCAAGCCCCACAGCAGUAAAGGAAUAGGGCAGGGGGCCAGACCCCUGCCUUCCCUCCCCUGCUUGAAUGCAAGUAUUUACCAGUAUUAAAAUAAAAGGACAAAACUAAAACCCCAUUUUACAAAAAAGGCGACCGAGGGACAGUAGGGGCAAGUGACUGAAGACCUGAAGGGGAAAACAGGCUUACUUUCCGCAGACGCUUGACCUGUCUUGGACAUGGGAUACAGGGCAGCCUUACGGGGGGCGGGGUUGCCUUACUGAAUGAGGCCUCAUGAACAGGGUAGGGGAAGCAAAACAGAACGGGAUCCAUUUCCCAGGGAAUGACUGCCUUUAGACUUCCCAGGCUUUUAGCAUAGAGAAGUUUCUGGGCCACUGUUAACAGAGGUGAAUUUAUAAAAUGGUCAAAAUCCUUGGGAGGCAGGAGGGAAUUAAACAGAAGGUCCCAGGUUAACUGAAGGCAAAUUUACUCAACCUCGCUAUAGUAAGGGACCCAUGGACCUACAGAGUGUCCCCUCUACAAUGUGCAGAGUGGAAACUCUUACCUGACCCUUUCCAAACCGGUCCUGUGUCCAAAGCUCCCCCUAUGAGAGGGACACGAACAUCAGGCUUUUGAUUUAGAAGCCCAAUCAGAGAGACACACUGUGUCCCUGAAGAGGCACCUUAAAGAACUGAACCUGGCAGGUGGGCAGAUUCCUGGCACGGCGUGAACUGGGGUCGACCAGGCCUGGUGGCCUAUUGCUUACCGAAGACCAGCCUCAAACAGGAAGGGCUGGUAGGAAACCCCGGAACAGAUCCUGGGGUGAACUGGCUCCCUCUCAAUCUUGCCCUCCUCCAAAACUGAGUCUGGCCUGAUUCCUCUAAGGAGCAAGUCUUGCAG
Messenger RNA from Physeter macrocephalus (sperm whale), 4542 nucleotides. It is a transcript of the gene TSFM, whose product is annotated as Ts translation elongation factor, mitochondrial. The coding region runs from base 21 to 662 and encodes 213 amino acids. Gene Ontology annotation, molecular function: protein binding; translation elongation factor activity. NCBI's taxonomy places the organism in Eukaryota, Metazoa, Chordata, Mammalia, Artiodactyla, Physeteridae. Gene Ontology annotation, biological process: mitochondrial translational elongation. The transcript has 6 exons. The record is from RefSeq and is a predicted model, not a curated record. Gene Ontology annotation, cellular component: mitochondrial matrix.